This is a messenger RNA of Myotis myotis, 6733 nucleotides long. RefSeq names its product coagulation factor V (gene F5). Lineage: Eukaryota; Metazoa; Chordata; Mammalia; Chiroptera; Vespertilionidae. Gene Ontology annotation, molecular function: copper ion binding. Gene Ontology annotation, biological process: blood coagulation. The record is from RefSeq and is a predicted model, not a curated record. Bases 172 to 6615 code for a protein of 2147 amino acids. The transcript has 25 exons.
AGGGCCCAGGAGGCGGGACAGCCUGAGGCUGCGGCUGAGGCGCCUGCAGAAGCUGCAGGGAGGACACUGCCACCCACAGCCUCCCGAGCUCACUGGAGCAGGGACAGCGGACGCCCAGCGGUGCAGCCUGAGCUUGGCUGGGGGCGCCGAGGGCAGGAGCAGGAAAGAACCAUGUCCCCAGGCUGCCCGCGCCUCUGGGUCCUGCUGGUCCUGGGCUCCAGCUGGGCAGGCUGGGGGUCCACGGGGGCCGAGGCCGCGCGGCUGAGGCAGUUCUAUGUGGCUGCGCAGGGCAUCAGCUGGAACUACCGCCCGGAGCCCACAGACCCCAGUUUGAAUCCUUUUGCAAAAACUUUUAAGAAAAUUGUCUACAGAGAGUAUGAAGCAUAUUUUCAUAAAGAAAAACCACAAUCUAAAACUGCAGGACUUCUUGGGCCUACUUUAUAUGCUGAAGUUGGAGACAUCAUGAGAGUUCACUUUAAAAAUAACGCAGACAAGCCCUUAAGCAUCCACCCUCAAGGGAUUAAGUACAGUAAAUCCUCAGAAGGUGCCUCCUACCCUGACCACACGUUCCCUGCCGAGAAGCUGGAUGAUGCUGUAGCUCCCGGCCACGAAUAUACCUACGAGUGGACCAUCAGUGAGGACAGUGGGCCCACACAGGAUGACUCGUCAUGCCUCACGUACAUCUACUACUCCUAUGAAAAUCUGAUACAGGACUUCAACUCUGGGCUGAUUGGGCCUCUGCUUAUUUGUAAGAAAGGCACCCUCACCGAGGAUGGGAGUCAGAAGAUGUUUGACAGGCAGCAGGUGCUCAUGUUUGCUGUGUUUGAUGAAAGCAAGAGCUGGAGCCGGUCAUCAUCCGUCAUGUACACGGUCAACGGCUAUGUGAACGGGACGAUGCCAGAUAUCACCGUUUGUGCCCAGGACCACAUCAGCUGGCAUCUGAUCGGCAUGAGCUCUGGACCAGAACUGUUCUCCAUUCACUUCAAUGGCCAGGUCCUGGAGCAGAACCAUCGCAAGGUCUCAGCCGUGACCCUCGUCAGUGCUACGUCCACGACUGCUAACAUGACGAUGGGCCCAGAGGGGAAGUGGAUCAUCUCUUCUCUCAUCCCCAAGCACUUUCAAGCUGGGAUGCAGGCUCGUAUCAACAUUGAGAACUGUGCCAAGAAGACACGGAGUACUAAGUGGCUGACGCCGGAGCAGCGGCGGCACAUGAAGAGGUGGGAAUACUUCAUCGCUGCAGAGGAAGUCAUCUGGGACUAUGCACCCUUCAUUCCAAUGAACAUGAACAAAAAAUACAGAUCUCUGCACUUGGAUAAUUUCUCCAACCAAAUUGGAAAACAUUAUAAGAAGGUUGUGUACAAACAGUACCAAGAUGGGACCUUCACCAAACGCCUGGAGGAGUCCAGAAACAAUGAAGACGGGAUCUUGGGCCCUAUUAUCAGAGCCCAGGUCAGAGACACACUCAAAAUCACGUUCAAAAAUAUGGCCAGCCGCGCCUACAGCAUCUACCCUCAUGGAGUGACCUUCUCUCCUUUUGAAGACACAGUCAACUCUUCCUCCACCUCAGGCAGUAACACCAUGGUCAGAGCAGUUCAACCAGGCGAAACCUACACUUAUAAAUGGAAUAUCCUGGAGUCUGAUGAGCCCACAGACAAUGACGCCCAGUGCUUAACAAGACCGUACUACAGUGAUGUGGACGUCACAAGGGACAUUGCCUCUGGGCUCAUAGGGCUACUUCUGAUUUGUAAGAGCAGAUCCCUGGACAAAAGAGGCAUACAGAGGGCAGCAGACAUCGAGCAGCAGGCUGUGUUUGCUGUGUUUGAUGAGAACAAGAGCUGGUACAUUGAGGACAACAUCAACAAGUUUUGUGAGAAUCCUGAGGAGGUGAAGCGUGACGACCCUAAGUUUUAUGAGUCAAACAUCAUGAGCACCAUCAAUGGCUACGUGCCCGACAGCAUCUCCACACUCGGGUUCUGCUUUGACGACACCAUCCAGUGGCACUUCUGCAGCGUGGGGACCCAGGAUGACUUUCUGACCAUCCACUUCACUGGGCACUCCUUCAUCUACGGGAAGAGGCAUGAGGACACCUUGACGCUCUUCCCCAUGCACGGGGAAUCGGUGACCGUCACGAUGGAUAAUGUGGGAACUUGGAUAUUAACUACCAUGAAUUCUAACCCAAGAAGCAAAAACCUACGGCUGAAAUUCAGGGAUGUUAAGUGUAACCGGAAUGAUGAAAGUAAUGAAGAAAAUGAUUAUGUAAUAUACAAACCUCCACCAUCUACAUCCAUGACUACACGGAAAAUGCGUGAGUUUUCGGAAAACCAGGGUGAAGGAGGUGAGACUGAAGAUGAUUACCAGACUGAUUUGGCUUCGUUAUUAGGACUUAGGUCAUUCAGAAAUUCAUCACUGAAUCAGGAGGAAGGUGAGUUCAAUCUUACUGCCCUCGCCCUGGAGAACAGCUCUGAAUUCAUCCCUCCAGGUACUGAUACAGCCGUUGAUUCUAAUUCUUCUUCCCCAAGUGACAGCGGGCUCAUUGACAAUAAAGUUGCAGAACCUAACAAAACCCUUCCUCACCCUGAAACCACCACAGCUGGUCCUCAGGUGGGGCCCAGCUUCGAAAAGAGCUCAGUUCUCGGCCCUUUCAUGGCAGAGCAUCCCAGCCCUUAUUCUGAAGUCCCUACAGAGGAUCCUCUACAGCCAAAGGUCACAGGGACAAGCCUCCUACCACGCGGUGCAGAAGGAUUCAGAAGCCAAGGGCAUGCUCAACAUAAGGGAUUGGAGGCAAGGCACAGGUUCUCCCGGAUGAAAUUUCUAGGACAUAAAACAGGGAGACAUUUAAGCCAAGGCAACUCUUCUUCCAUCAUGGGGCCCUGGAAGCCCAGUGAUCUCUUAAAACACAAGACUCUCUUUAAGAAUUUGAAUGGGAAAUGGCAUUUGGUUUCUGAAAAAGGUAGCUAUGAAAUAAUCCCCGAGGCUGAUGAAGACAUGGCGGUUAAUAAGCUGCAGAACAGUCCCCAGAAUGCCUCAAGGACAUGGGGAGAACGCAUCCCUUUUACCAACAAGCAUGGAGAGCAAGGUGGCCACCCAAAGUUUCCUGGAAUUAGACAUAAAUUUCUACAAACAAGACCUGGAGGAAGCAGUAGAGUGAAGAACAGCACUUUUCUCAUUCGGACACGAAAAAGGAAGCCUACACACCACGCUCCUCUCUCUCCAAGGAACUUUCCCAGAGGAGAGGGCAACCUCAUCCUCCCAGACGCCCUUCACAAGGCCAAGGAGACUUCUCUUCCCACCGACCUCGGCCAGACAUUGCCCCGUGGGAAUCUCAGCCUGGCAGCCUCACUUCCCAACCAUAAUCUCAGUCUCCCAGACAGCACUGGUCAGACAAGCUUCUCGCCAGACAUGUAUCAGACAAUGCCCCCUGAACAGUUCUACCAAACGUUCCCGAGUCAAGACUCUGAUCAAACACAGUUCCCUCCAGGCCCCAGUCAAGAAGCUUCUCCAGAGUCUGGCCAGAUGCCUGACUAUGAUGGAGGAACCCAGUCCUUCCCUACCAACACUGGACAAGUGUCCCCUUCCUUAGAACGUGAAGUCUGGCAGACAGCCAUCUCUCCAGAACUUAGUCAGACGACCCUUUCCCCUGACCUCGGCCAGACGACCCUUUCCCCUGACCUCGGCCAGACGACCCUUUCCCCUGACCUUGGCCAGAUGACCCUUUCCCCUGACCUUGGCCAGACGACCCUUUCCCCUGAUAUCAGCCAGACGACCCUUUCCCCUGACCUUGGACAGAUGACCCUUUCCCCUGAUCUUGGCCAGACGACCCUUUCCCCUGACAUCGGCCAGACGACUCUUUCCCCUGACCUUGGCCAGAUGACCCUUUCCCCUGAUCUUGGCCAGACGACCCUUUCCCCUCACCUCGGCCAGACGACCCUUUCCCCUGACAUCGGCCAGACGACCCUUUCCCCUGACCUUGGCCAGAUGACCCUUUCCCCUGACCUUGGCCAGAUGACCCUUUCCCCUGAUCUUGGCCAGACGACCCUUUCCCCUCACCUCGGCCAGACGACCCUUUCCCCUGACAUCGGCCAGACGACCCUUUCCCCUGACCUCGGCCAGACGACCCUUUCCCCUGAUCUUGGCCAGAUGACCCUUUCCCCUGACAUCGGCCAGAUGACCCUUUCCCCUGACCUCGGCCAGAUGACCCUUUCCCCUGACCUCAGCCAGGAGACCCUCUCUCCAGACUUCAGACAUGCAACUCUCUCUCCAGACAUCACUCAGACAGGCCUUCCUCCUGAUCUCAGGCAGACAUCACCUCCUCCAGACCUUGGUCAAACAGCCUACACUUCCGAAUCCAGUCCGUCCUCGCCUCUUCCAGAAUUUGAUCCUAAUUUUCCUUAUUCAGACUUUGGUCAGAUGCCUUCUCCGCAACCAUCUCCUUCACUAAAUAGCACUUUGAUAGCAAGUGAAUUUAAUCCACCCAUUGUGUUUGGCUUCAGUGGAGAAGAUGGAGAGUACAUUGAGAUUACACCGAGGAAGAAACAACAGAGCAGUGAAGAAGACACUUUUGAAAUAGAUUGUGUGACCUACGAUGACCCUUACCAAACCGAUAUUAGGAUAGACACCAAAUCCUCCAGAAAUCCGGACCGCAUUGCAGCAUCCUACCUCCGCAGCAGCUACGGGAACAAAAAGUAUUACUACAUUGCUGCGGAAGAAAUAUCCUGGGAUUACGCAAAAUACGCACAAAGUGACAUGGAUAACGAAGACACUGAUGAGCUUCCAGAGGACACCAUAUACAAGAAAGUUGUUUUCCGAAAGUACCUGGAUAGCACUUUCACCCAACGGGACCCUCGGGGAGAGUCUGAAGAGCAUCUUGGCAUUCUUGGUCCUGUUAUUAGAGCUGAGGUGGAUGACGUUAUCCAAGUUCGUUUUAAAAACUUAGCAUCCAGACCGUAUUCUCUUCAUGCCCAUGGGCUUUCCUAUGAAAAGUCGUCGGAGGGAAAGACUUAUGAAGAUGAGUCUUCCAAGUGGUUUCAGGAAGACAAUGCUGUUCAGCCAAACAGCAGCUACACCUACGUGUGGCACGCCACCGGGAGAGCGGGGCCGGAGAACCCUGGCUCCGCCUGCCGGGCGUGGGCCUACUACUCAGCAGUGAACACGGAACGGGACAUCCACUCGGGCCUGAUAGGCCCCCUUGUGAUCUGCCGGAAAGGAACGCUGAACAGGGAGAGCGGAAUGCCCGUGGACAUGAGGGAGUUCAUCUUGCUUUUCAUGGUCUUUGAUGAAAAGAAGAGCUGGUACUAUGACAAGAAGCACCAAAGUUCCUGGAGACGUGGAUCCUCAGAAGCAGAACCCUCCCACACGUUCCAUGCCAUCAACGGGAUGAUUUACAAGUUGCCUGGCCUGAGGAUGUACGAGCAGGAGUGGGUGAGGUUGCACCUGCUGAACCUGGGCGGCUCCCGGGACAUCCACGUGGUUCACUUUCACGGCCAGACCCUGCUGGAAAACGGCACUCAGCAGCACCAGCUCGGCGUCUGGCCCCUGCUGCCUGGUUCAUUUAAAACUCUUGAAAUGAAGGCAUCAAAACCUGGCUGGUGGCUCCUAAACACGGAGGUUGGAGAAAACCAGAUAGCAGGGAUGCAAACGCCAUUUCUCAUCAUAGACAGAGAAUGCAAGAUGCCACUGGGUCUGAGCACAGGCCUCAUAGCUGAUACCCAGAUCAAGGCGUCGGAGUUUGUGGGUUACUGGAAGCCCAAAUUAGCAAGAUUAAACAAUGGUGGAUCAUAUAAUGCAUGGAUGACAGAAAAAACUUCAGAAUUUGACUCUAAACCUUGGAUCCAGGUGGACAUGCAAAGGGAAGUCGUAUUCACAGGCAUCCAGUCCCAAGGUGCAAAACAUUACCUGAAGUCCUACUUCACCACCGAGUUCCGUGUGGCCUACAGCUCCGACCAGACCAACUGGCAGAUUUUCAAAGGGAACAGCACAAGGAACGUGAUGUAUUUUGAUGGCAACUCCGACGCCUUUACAGUAAAAGAAAAUCUGUUUGACCCACCGAUUGUGGCAAGAUACAUUAGGGUCUAUCCAACCAGAUUCUACCACAGACCUGCCCUGCGCCUGGAGCUGCAAGGCUGUGAGAUUAACGGAUGCUCCACCCCACUGGGUUUGGAAAGUGGGAAGAUAGAAGACACGCAAAUCACAGCUUCCUCGUUUAAAAAGUCCUGGUGGGGAGAUUACUGGGAACCCUCCCGUGCCCGCCUGAAUGCCCAGGGUCGGGUGAAUGCCUGGCAAGCCAAGGCAAACAACAACAAGCAGUGGUUACAAAUCGAUCUGCUCAAAAUCAAGAAGAUAACUGCGAUUGUUACACAGGGUUGCAAGUCCCUCUCCUCUGAAAUGUACGUGAAGAGCUUCGCCGUCCACUACAGUGACCAGGGAGUGGAAUGGAAGCCUUACAGGCAGAAAUCCUCCAUGGUGGACAAGAUUUUUGAAGGAAAUAGUAAUAUCAAAGGGCAUGUGAAGAACUUUUUCAACCCUCCAAUCAUUUCCAGGUUUAUCCGUAUCAUUCCGAAAACGUGGAAUCAAAGUAUUGCCCUUCGCCUGGAGCUCUUCGGCUGUGAUAUUUACUAGAAUUGAAUAUUCAGAGAGACAGGAAGGACUCUUAAAUGUAUCAAGCCACUUAGAGUGGGCAAUGUAUUUUAUAGCUAUGUUAAAUUCUCUAUUAGAGAAUAAAAUUUUAUAUGUGAAA